This is a messenger RNA of Calidris pugnax (ruff), 2651 nucleotides long. It is a transcript of the gene FASTKD5, whose product is annotated as FAST kinase domains 5. Gene Ontology annotation, cellular component: mitochondrial matrix; ribonucleoprotein granule. Gene Ontology annotation, biological process: regulation of mitochondrial mRNA stability; mitochondrial RNA processing. The record is from RefSeq and is a predicted model, not a curated record. Lineage: Eukaryota; Metazoa; Chordata; Aves; Charadriiformes; Scolopacidae. The transcript is spliced from 2 exons. The coding region runs from base 143 to 2614 and encodes 823 amino acids. Gene Ontology annotation, molecular function: RNA binding.
AGCUGUUACUCCGAGGCGGGUGGCAUCCCUCCAGGAAUGUUGUUUUCCCUGGUGUUCAGCUAACGCUCAGCUGUGCAGUUGUGGUCUUGGCCAAGAACUCAACUUACCUGGAAGCAAUUCUGACCCCAGUAAAUUGUGAUCCAUGGCUACAGUGCUAAUAUGCCGAAGAUUUCCAAGGCUGAGCAGGGUGACUGCCUUUUCGACUACAGCCAAGUGCAAGGCCGAGAGCGGAAGCAACAAAAGUAAGCACAAAAAGGAAGAGAACCCAGAAACAGCCAACACUGGAACCGAAUCUGCGGCUACAAUCCAGUUGCUGAAUCCACUGGACUACAGAGUAUCGUACAAUCCAUCUGCCUAUGCCAAAAGCAGAGCUGCCUCCCAGCAGCACGCUGCUAGGAGCAGUGGCCAGGCUCUCGGUGACACUUUCACCAGCCCUGGCACCUCACAGGUUCAGCAUACAGUCAGUACCACCUCUUCUCAAGCUUUGCCACCCGUCAGAAAUGCCCUGCCAAAGCCCAAGCCCAGACCGCUCCUCGAGCAAACCAUCUCAGCACAGCUCUCUGCGGCACAAACCAAGGAGGAAGCAGAAAAGGAUAAAAAAGAGAUGCAUGACUCCAAGGAGGACCCUCGCAUGUUUCAGAAGGGGAGACCUGAAUACAGAUCUCUCAGCUAUGACAGGUUUGAGCUGAUAGAGGCCCUUCCUUUAGAAGAAGGUGACUUGAUUUUGCACAGUGUGGCCAUGUGGAAGGGCAGCCAGAGCCCAGGAACUAUCACAGAUUAUUUUUGCAAACUGAGUCGUUUGCCAGUGGAAAAACGUGCAGCGUUGGUGUCCGAAAUCAGGUUUAAUAUACUGUGUCGCUGGGCUGUCAAAAGCAUCAGGUUGUUCAGUACUUCAGAUCUCAUCAAUAUUUUGAAGGCUUGUGUUCGUUUGGCUGUUCCAUCCACCCACCCUCUGCUGAACGCCUGCGAGAACGAAUUCUGCAGGCGGGUGUGGGACAUGAACCUGGACCAGCUGCUGCUGGUGGCUGAUUACUGGCGCUGUCUGGACCGUAGUGUGCCUUCCUACCUGAGCAUUUUGUUCAGCUAUGCCAACAUGCACUGGAAAGACCUCACUUUGCCCCAGUUUGUUCAGCUGGUUUAUAUCAUAGGUGAAGGCCGGAGGUCACCCGCGGACUUGACGUGGAAGAUAGAGAGCAUGAUUUUGAAGUACUUGGACUCCUUCACCAUGGAGGAGAUGGGUGCUAUCUGCUUAGGGCUCUUCAAGUCCCUCAGUGGUAUCUCUGACCACGUCAUGAGAAAAAUUGGAGACAGAGUCUCCCUGCAGAUGGAGGACAUGAGCACUUAUGCUUUGGUGAACGUGCUUAAAAUGCUUCGCUAUGCUCGCAUGGACCACUUACCUGUCAUGAAGGAACUUGGGAAGGUUAUUCCCGCUCGGAUUCCUGCAAUAAACAUCCAAGGCAUCAUGCACAUCACUCUUACCUGUUCAUCCCUACACUACUUUGACGAAGGCAUUAUGGCUGCUGUAGCCAUGUCUUUGCCUUCUAAGGUGACUUACUGCCGAAGCAAAGAUGCUGCCAAGUUCUUGUGGUCAUUUGGAUGCCUGGACUAUGAACCUCCAAACGAGGAAGAGUUUUACUCCAGCCUGAUACAGCAGAUGCAUAGAAAACUCCAUGAAUUUAGGAAGUUCCCAGAGCAUCUCCUUACUGGUUUGCUUGGCCUGGCAUUUGUCAAACGCUUCCCAGAGGAGCUGAUAGACUAUGCUUUGAGGCAUGAGUUUGUCCAGAAAACAAGAAGUAGUAAAUAUGAGCUCAAAAAGGACCUGUUCACCCUUGGCAAGAGUGUUGAAAUUGAGUGCCCAAGCUACCAAGGGAAUCGCCUUCCACCUCAGUUUUAUGAAGAGGUUACCGAGAUGAUUUUGAAUUUUGCAGAGCAGGAAAUCUAUGUCAGGCCUGAAAUUAUGGAAGCCGCAUCUCUUCUCGAGAGCAUGUUAGGUGGCCCCAAGUAUGUGAAGAGCCACAUGAUCCUGCCUCACACGAGGUCGAGUGAUCUGGAGGUUCAUUUGGCCAUGGAUGGGCGUCCCAUCCCUUUCAACUUAAAAGACUCUGUUGCAGAUAAGAAACUAAAAGACAUUGGAGUUAGUCUAACAGAUGACCUAAUGACUCAGCUUAUAAAAGGCAGAUCUAAUAACCAAUCUCCUGUGGAACUGGAAAGUGAAGCCAGGACUCUGGGUCAGGAGAGAGGAGAAGUACAAACCCCACGCGCAGGGGAUCAUGCUGUGCUUUCAGGUGGAGCUCUUAUAGCAGAUGCCAGAUUGCAAGUUGAGCCUAAAUUGGGGCGCUGUCUUGAAGCCGCCCCAUCUCUUACGCUGAGUGGGCAGCCUCAGGGGGUGAAGCUGGCUAUUCAGGUGUCCAACCGAAAUCACUACUGCUACUGCUCCAAGCGGCUCUUGGGGCUGCACUGCCUGAAACGGCGGCAGCUGCGGCAGCUGGGGUAUGUGGUGGUUGAGCUUCCCUUCUGGGAAUGGUUUCCUCUGCUCAAACGCACACGUUUGGAGAAACUGAGCUACCUCCAUUACAAAGUAUUCGACCCGGCGCUGCUUAGCAGGGCUGGCUAGUUGGGUGUAGUGCUUGCUCAGAGGCUGAUGCAGCCUC